Molecule: messenger RNA, 1755 nt
Organism: Trypanosoma cruzi
Lineage: Eukaryota; Euglenozoa; Kinetoplastea; Trypanosomatida; Trypanosomatidae
Exons: 1
Coding region: 1-1755 (584 amino acids)
Cellular component (GO): membrane
Source: RefSeq, a predicted model, not a curated record
AUGUCAGCGGGCAGCGUAUUUUCAACCGUCUUCUUUUUUUUCUUAUCGCUUGUGGCAACAUUACUGAUAUUCCGGUACUACACAAAGAUAUCUGCGAAGGAUAUGCCGGUGCUUUGCCGUGUGUUUAUUAUUAUUGCCCUCUUUUCCUCCAUUUUACCGUUUCCGCUACUUGUAGUGGAUAUAAACGCGGCCAUUGACGCAAAAGCGGACCCCAGUAUGCCAAAGGAGACGUGGCUGAUUGGUGUUUGGUACGCCAUUGUGUCGGCAACGUACAUUAUGGGCUGGGCGGUGCUUCCUGUCUCGCAGUCGUACACAGAAGUGGGAGAUUUUGCCCCGACGCGAAAAAUCAAGCACGCCAUCAGGAACAACCUGAAGCUGUAUGCUAUAUCUUUGAUUAUUAUUGUUGUGCUUUUUGGCUACGUUGUCUUUCUCAAGGGGGCGUACAAUUCCAUUGCGGAUAUUCUGAAGCUUGCCAUUUCUUUAGCGAAUGCCUGGGGUCUUAUUUUGCUGGUUCUGUUCAUGUCAGCUGGUUUGGUGGGCGUGCCAAAGAUGCUUUGGCGAAGCUCGGAUGCUGUCAGAAUGUUGCGUCGUGCGUACUUCAGGGCUGUUGACAUUCAGGAGGAUUUAGAUAUGGCCUCCAUGGACUUGGCUGAGGUCAAGGCGGAGCUCAUGACGAUCCAUCCCCUUGUGGCGGAGGAGCACAAGGUGUACUGGACGCACAUGAUGGAGAAGAUUACCAAAGCAGAUCGUGAAAUACUGCAGCAUCAUUCUGCAGGUGCACUUGUGAGGCCUGUGACGGGGGAAAACCACACCGAUGUUUCCUUGAAGCAUUUAGAGGAACUCCACGCACGCGUCAAGUACUCCAUCAAAAUUGUGCGAAGGAUGAAUCAUCUGUGGGAUUCCACUAUUCGUGACUGUUUAGCAUACGAUGAGUUUAUACUUGGGGUGAAGUCUACCAAUAAUCCUUUCAAAAGGUUUUGGUUUCCCGUACGAGGCAUGGUCUAUCGGGGAGCUGCCUUGUGCACCUCAAUCCUCACCCUUCUGGUGCUUUGGAGUGAACUUCUUUUGCCAUUUCAGCCAUUGACAACGAGGCAGCUUUCUGUCAUUGCCCUGGCAAUGGGGAGCGAAUUUCAACUUGUAGGAUCGAUGGUGUUCAUGUUUUACAUGGCAUACUGCUCAUACUGGGCCAUCCUACAACUAAAGGUGUUUGACAUUUAUGUUAUUCUCCCAGGCAUCUCGGAUAAUGCAUCGAUGUGUUUUGGUGCCACCUUUUUGGCUCGUCUUAUUAUGCCGUUGGGAUUUAACUUUUUGUUGAUUGCCGACCUUGUGAUGAAUGACACCGAUGUAAUGUAUGGCCACGUGUAUCGACGCAACAUGGACGUCAGCCUGGUUCUUGGUUCAUGGCUGAAUCAGUUUAUUCCGAUGUUUAUCCCUUUUGUAUCUAUAAUGGUACUCCUGAAGCUCGUGGACCGUUUGCUCAUUAUUAUUGGGGUCGAGGUCCACAACCCGGAUGACGUGAUGAACGAUACGGUGCGUCAGCGAAUUGAGGAUGGACACCGGCUUGUGACGCACACUCUUGGACAGCCGCUUACGGCUUUAGAUCUUGGCAACUUGGGGAUUUCUUCAGGGGAAACUGCGUCGGUGAAGAAGGCAAACGACGCUUCCACCGGCCAGACGCGAACACUGGAGCGUGGGGAGCGGUACAAGGAGUAUUUGGCAAGAAAAAGGGCCAAGAGCGAGGGAGAGCCUGUUUAA